Molecule: messenger RNA, 3379 nt
Organism: Malus domestica (apple)
Lineage: Eukaryota; Viridiplantae; Streptophyta; Magnoliopsida; Rosales; Rosaceae
Product: leucine-rich repeat receptor-like protein kinase TDR
Biological process (GO): protein phosphorylation
Molecular function (GO): ATP binding; protein binding; protein kinase activity
Source: RefSeq, a predicted model, not a curated record
UGUUCCUCCUUUCCCUCUUUUGCUAGUUCCCAUGCAUUUCUCACUCCGACUCUCACAGAAAAGGAAACGGAUUUCCAUAAUAUCUGACACAUUUUUCUUCCAAUCGGGCAUCCAAAAUUGUCUGUUCUCUCAGUCAUCCCAACCGCAAGUUCCAAUGGAGAUUUUCCACUCCUCCUUCUACUUAAUCCUUCUCCUCCCUCUUCUCCUCCUCUUCGCGGCGGUUUCCGCCGCGGAUAUCUACUCAGACACCCUUCUCAGCUUAAAAUCCGAGCUCACAGAUGCCAAUGGCAGCUUGAAAAAUUGGAUACUCCCUUCUACAGAAAACCCACCUGGCAAAAUCCACGCAUGUUCUUGGUCCGGCGUCAAAUGCAACACCAACAACUCCGCCAUUACUGGCUUAGACCUCUCAGUAAAGAGUCUCGCCGGUGAAAUUUCCGGCGAUCAAUUCGCCGUCUUCGCCGACCUUGUAUCACUCAAUCUCAGUCACAACUCGUUCUCCGGUCACCUCCCCGCCGGAAUCUUCAACCUCACCAACCUCACAACAUUAGACAUCAGCAGAAACAACUUCUCCGGCCACUUCCCUACCGGCGUCUCCGCCCUCCAAAACCUCAUUGUACUCGACGCAUUCAGCAACAGCUUUUCUGGGUCGCUCCCCGCCGAAAUAUCAGACCUUCAGAACCUCAAAAUCCUCAAUUUAGCAGGAAGCUACUUCCGGGGACCGAUCCCGUCUGAAUACGGGGCUUUCCGCCGGCUCGAGUUUAUUCAUCUCGCCGGGAAUAUGAUCACCGGAAGCAUUCCGCCGGAACUGGGGAAGCUCAAAACAGUGACCCACAUGGAGAUUGGCUACAAUUUUUACCACGGAAGCAUUCCGUGGCAAUUGGGGAACAUGACGGAGCUCCAGUAUCUCGACAUUGCCUAUGCAAAUCUCUCCGGCGCUGUCCCAAAAUCCCUCGGCGAUCUCGACAAUCUCGAAUCCCUCUUCCUUUUCAGAAACCAGCUUUCUGGGUCAAUUCCGCCUGAGCUCAGCAACAUCAGAGCUCUCCAAAGCUUGGAUCUUUCCGACAAUCUGAUUUCUGGGUGGAUCCCAGAAACCUUUUCGGAGCUGAAAAACCUUAGACUCCUCAGUCUUUUCUACAACGAGAUGAGCGGCGAAGUUCCCGACGGAAUUGCAAAGCUUCCGUCUUUGGAGACGCUGCUUUUGUGGAACAAUUUCUUCUCCGGCAACCUUCCCCGGAGCUUGGGGAGGAACUCGAAGCUCGGAUGGGUAGACGUCUCCACAAACAACUUCAACGGCAGCGUUCCGCCUGAUAUCUGUGCCAAUGGUCAGCUCCUUAAGCUGAUGCUGUUUUCGAACAAUUUCUCCGGCGAUCUCUCCACUUCUCUGUCAAACUGUUCGUCUCUGGUUCGUCUUCGACUCGAAGAUAACAAGUUUUCAGGUGAGAUUCCAUUGAAAUUCAGCACUCUGACUGACAUCACAUAUGUUGAUUUAUCUGGGAACAAUUUUAGUGGUGGGAUUCCAAUGGAUAUUUCAAAAGCUCAAAAGCUUGAGUACUUCAAUGUCUCUAGAAAUCCAGAAUUAGGGGGCACAGUUCCUGCAGAAAUGUGGGAAUUGCCAAAUCUUAACAAUUUUUCGGCUUCCUCGUGUGGCUUGAUUGGCAAUGUUCCUUCGUUCAAAAACUGCAAAUCAAUAUCUGUUGUUGAAUUGAGCAAGAACAGCUUGGAAGGAACUGUCCCGAAAAGUAUUUCUAGCUGCCGGGUUCUUGAGAGGAUUGAUUUAGGUAGCAAUAAUAUAUCCGGUCGUAUACCCGAGGAGCUUGCAAGUCUUCCUGCUCUUCUUGUUCUUGACCUGUCACAUAACAGCUUCAAUGGACCAAUACCUAAAACUUUUGGUUCUUCUUCGAGUUUAGUACUUCUAAAUGUGUCUUACAAUGAUGUUUCCGGGAGUAUUCCAUCCGAAAAGGUAUUUAGAAUGAUGGAACGAAGCGCGUUUGAUGGGAAUCCAAAGCUGUGUGGAGAGCCUCUCAGAUCAUGUCCUGGCUCAGUGUCUAUAUUUGGAAGCAGAGUCGCCGGGAAGCUUCUGUGGAUCGCACUACUCUGCAUCGGAGUAGUUAUGUUCGUUACUCUAUCAGUUAUGGGGAUAUUUUACUACCAUAAAGGCAGCAAAGGCCAGUGGAAGAUGAUCUCGUUUGCUGGACUUCCUCAAUUCACAAAAAAUGAUUUAUUGAAGAGCUUCAGUUCGACAGAAUCCAUGGAUGCAUUGCCACCUUCGUCAGCUUCAGUGCGGAAAGCAGUUCUGCCAAUGGGAAUCGCAGUUUCGGUAAAGAAGAUUGAAUGGGGAGCAAAGAGAAUGAGAGUUAUGCUGGAAUUUGUAACACAAAUAGGAAAUGCAAGGCAUAAGAAUUUAAUUCGAUUGCUUGGAGUUUGCUACAACAACCAUCUGGCUUAUCUCUUAUACGAUUACUUGCCCAAUGGAAACUUGGCUGAAAUGAUAAGUGUGAAAAGCGAAUGGGCAGCCAAGUACAAAAUUAUCAUCGGCAUUGCAAAGGGAUUACACUUCCUUCACCACGAAUGUUCUCCUACAAUAACACAUGGAGAUCUGAGAUCAAGUAAUAUAGUGUUUGACGAAAAUAUGGAACCUCAUUUGACAGAAUUUGGGUUCAAGCACCUGCUCGAGUUGAACAAAAGUUCGUUUACGGCAGCAACUUCCACCUGGGAUGCAGGUGAUAACAUCAGUGACACAAAAGAGGAGCUGUGCAGGGACGUAUACAGCUUUGGGGAGAUCAUGCUGGAGAUUCUAAGCAACGGCAGGUUGACAAAUUUUGGCGCAAGCAUACAGAGCAAGUCGAGGGAAGUUGUUCUGCGGGAAAUCUACAACGAGAACGAAGCUGGUUCCGACAUUUCAAUGCAAGAGGAGAUAAAACUGGCAAUUGAGGUUGCUAUGCUUUGCACCAGGAGUAGGCCAUCCGAUCGACCAUCCAUGGAAAAUGCAUUGAAGCUUUUAUCCGAGUCGAAACUCCAGAUGAAAAAUAACCCAACUUUUGAAACUGCAGGGUGAUGAAUUUAGAUGCAGAUUGCCACAAGAAACCAAGGACGUAUACGCAAGAUGAAGUACUUAACUGGUAAGAGUGAGCUGUUUGUAGUCAUUCCAUUUUGUUUUGUAGUUUGUUUGUAUUGUAAGCGUAAUAAAUGCUUUAGCUGUAUAAUAGUGCCAUGUAAUGUAAGUUUGUGUACCGUUGCGUGGGUUGUCUAGGUUAAUCACGUACUCACUACUAUGCGGUUUAACGUUAUUGGCCUGAGAUACCGCCAUAGUGACUUUUGGUAGUUUUACUCCAUACAAUAUGUGUGUAUGUGUGAGCAAUAUAUCACUGUACGACUAAAA